Molecule: messenger RNA, 1758 nt
Organism: Myotis daubentonii (Daubenton's bat)
Lineage: Eukaryota; Metazoa; Chordata; Mammalia; Chiroptera; Vespertilionidae
Gene: PTPN20
Product: protein tyrosine phosphatase non-receptor type 20
Biological process (GO): protein dephosphorylation
Molecular function (GO): protein tyrosine phosphatase activity
Source: RefSeq, a predicted model, not a curated record
GUUUUUACAAAUCAAAUUAACUUAGAUAAGGUACUAUUCUCUUUUUCGGAUUACAAACAUAGUGAUUUCGUGGAUCUUUUUCAAGAAUCUACAGAAAGUGAGAAUGAACAUGGUAUGUGCACAGCCAAUGACGCCUACCUCAGAGACAAGUGGAUCAGCGAUGAUGAGCUUGCAGGGCCGUCGCACGCUGUACCCCCGACUGGGCAUGGUAUACAGAUUAUUUCUGAAAGGGAUUUAGCUCAGUUGGCUCUGAUUCGGCCAUUAAAAUUCAGUUUUCACGAGCAAUCAGACAUCAAGAAUGAUUUUCAAAUACUUCAGAAAAGGAUAGAAGAACAAGAAAUCAUUCAGGAGUACAUGGCUUUGGACAAUAAGAAUAUGCAUUAUGAGUUCAACUGUGGAAAUGAACUAUGCAACAGAGACAAAAACAGAUAUCGAGACAUCCUUCCAUAUGAUUCAACACGUGUUCCUCUUGGAGAAAACAAGGACUACAUUAAUGCUAGUUAUAUUAGGAUAACCAAUUCUGGAGAAGAGUAUUUCUAUAUCGCUACCCAAGGGCCACUGCCAACUACCACAGAUGACUUUUGGCAAAUGAUUUUGGAAAAUAACUCUAAUGUUAUUGUCAUGAUAACCAGAGAGAUAGAAGCUGGAGUUCCCAAAUGCCAUCGUUACUGGCCCAUUUCUACGAAGAAGCCUUUGGAACUGAAACACUGUCGUAUCUUCCUGGAGAACUACCAGAUACUUCCAUAUUUCACCAUUCGAAUAUUUCAAGUUGUGAGGAAGUCUACAAGAACUAGGCACUUUAUAAAACAGUUGCAGUUCACCAACUGGCCAGACCACGGCACUCCUGCGCCACCAGAGUGUUUCAUACAGUAUGUCCGCUAUGUGAGGAGCAGCCACCUGACAGGACCCAUCGUGGUUCACUGCAGCGCAGGCGUGGGCCGGACCGGGGUGUUCAUCUGUAUAGAUGUGGUGUUCUGCGCCAUUGAAAAGAACUUUGCAUUCAACAUCAAAGAUAUCGUUGCCCAAAUGAGAGCACAACGUUAUGGCAUGGUUCAAACAAAGGAGCAGUAUUGGUUUUGUUAUAAAAUUGUGCUUGAAGUUCUUCGGAAGCUUGCGACUUUGGAUUUAGAAAGACUGAAGUUGCAUCACACUUGACAUACCAGGUGGCCUGGAGCUUCCUCAGACAGAGCAUGACAGGUUGUGCUGAAGGAAGGGCUCUGCUGUGCUCACAAUCUGCUCUCUCGGUGUAUCAUUUGAUUUCCUUUCUGACAACUCCUGAAGGCAGCAUUCUUUGGUUUGGGGUGAAUAGUGUCUACCCACUGAUUUUACUUAGAUAAUAUCAAAAUACCCUCCCACAUUUUCCAAUAAAAUAAAAGUUUCUUAAAACAACUGCAGCCUAUUUGGUUGAAGGGAUUACAGAGCCCAAUAAAGGACUUAAACUAUAUUCAUUAAGAUUUUAUCUGGAAAGAUAGCUAAAGGGAGCUGAGGAUUUCCCAGACCUUAGCAAGCCUUGAUUCUGGGAGGACCUAGAACCAGUAAACUGACUUCUUACAGGCAUUUUCAAGACAGAUAUUUAUCCAUGGUUAUUAGCUAGAAUCUAUACUAUUAGCUGGCAUUUGAAUAACUCAGUUCACUGAAGAUUCCUAUUAGGAUGGUUUAAUGUGUUAUGCAAAUUGGACUCCAUUUUUCUGUACCUCCAAGUCCCAUGGAGCCCCAGGGAGCUCAGAGGACCAGCUGCCUUUCUAGAACCACUGGACA